AUGAUGAUGACGUGCCGUCUGCUGUGCGCCCUGUUGGUGCUCGCCCUGUGCUGCUGCCCGUCCGUGUGCGCGUCAGAGGAUACGCCUGAACCGCUUGAAGAUUCUUCCCAGACGAACACGACGACGAUAACUCCGGCAUCAACCCCGACAUCUGCUCAGAAAGGUAAUGUGUCGGGUGGCGGACAUGGAAAUACUGCAGGAACGGGAGGUGGUAUGACCGAUCCGGAACCGAAAUUAAGUGCCAUUCCCAAUAAUGUACAAGAAGAAAGUACGGAAGAUACGAAGGAGCAACAAAUUCGCACUGAACCAUCCGCAGAACAAAAAAAUAAGGUGUCUGAGACUUCUACGACCACGACGACCACCACCACACAGGCGCCAACCACGACGACCACCACCACUGCGCCAGAGGCACCAAGUACUACGACUACAGAGGCGCCAGCUGUGUCGAGCACCCGCGCACCGUCACGUCUUCGCGAAAUCGACGGCAGCCUCAGCAGCUCUGCGUGGGUGUGUGCCCCGCUGGUGCUUGCCGCAUCCGCGCUGGCGUACACCACUGUGGGCUGA
Molecule: messenger RNA, 564 nt
Organism: Trypanosoma cruzi
Lineage: Eukaryota; Euglenozoa; Kinetoplastea; Trypanosomatida; Trypanosomatidae
Product: mucin TcMUCII, putative
Exons: 1
Coding region: 1-564 (187 amino acids)
Source: RefSeq, a predicted model, not a curated record